This is a messenger RNA of Micropterus salmoides (largemouth bass), 3309 nucleotides long. It is a transcript of the gene qki2, whose product is annotated as QKI, KH domain containing, RNA binding 2. Gene Ontology annotation, cellular component: nucleus. Gene Ontology annotation, biological process: regulation of mRNA splicing, via spliceosome. Gene Ontology annotation, molecular function: mRNA binding. Bases 456 to 1406 code for a protein of 316 amino acids. Lineage: Eukaryota; Metazoa; Chordata; Actinopteri; Centrarchiformes; Centrarchidae. The record is from RefSeq and is a predicted model, not a curated record. The transcript is spliced from 7 exons.
GCUGUACUGUAAUCAUAUGAUAGGGACUCGAUCCCCGCUGCAGAAUACCGACACACUGGGCGGACACAAGCGGAGGAGCCGGCGCGUAGGACACUUGUUGAUGCCGUUAAAGAAGUGCGUGAAGUGCGUAAAAAGUGUCGCCUGAAGUGUCAAAUAGAGCCAGACUCCUCUCAAAAAGGAACUUUUAAAACUCUGGAGAGAAUCGGACCGAGUGGAGGGGACCGUUUGGAAGAACAGCGGGCGCACACACGAAACGUUAACCGAAGGACAGUCGAUUUAACCGGAGCUGAGAUUUGAGUUUGAUCAGGUCAUAGAGAGGCGGUCAGCGGGUCGAGGCCGGUGGAAUCCCCCGGGGUCCUCGAAUCGCUUGUCGGGGCGUGUCUUUUUUUCAGAUUUCCCCUUAAGUUUUUUUUUCAACUUGCAAGGUUCACUUCAGAAUUGCAAAAGCAUAAGCCAUGGUCGGGGAGACAGAGGUGAAGGAGAGACCCAAGUCCAACCCGGACUAUCUAAUGCAGCUGAUGAACGACAGGAAGGUGAUGAGCUCUCUGCCCAACUUCAGCGGCAUCUUUACGCAUCUGGAGCGGCUGCUGGAUGAAGAAAUCGGCAGGGUACGCAAGGACAUGUACAACGACACAGUGAACGGUGGCAUGUUCAACGGGCGGGACAUGGAGGAGCUUCCUGAAGCUAUCGGCCCCGUGGCUCAACUGCAGGAGAAGCUCUACGUGCCGGUCAAAGAGUACCCCGAUUUUAACUUUGUAGGGAGGAUCCUGGGCCCACGUGGACUGACGGCCAAACAACUGGAGGCAGAGACCGGCUGCAAGAUUAUGGUGCGAGGAAAGGGCUCCAUGAGAGACAAGAAGAAGGAGGAGAUGAACCGAGGGAAGCCCAACUGGGAGCACCUCAGCGAAGACCUCCACGUCCUGAUCACAGUGGAGGACACACACAACCGGGCCAAGAUCAAACUCCAGCGAGCCAUCAACGAGGUCAAGAAACUUCUCGUGCCCGCUGCUGAGGGGGAGGACAACCUGAAGAAAAUGCAGUUGAUGGAGCUGGCCAUUCUCAACGGGACGUACAGAGACGCCAAUGUCAAGACGCCCACAGCCGCUUUCCCUCUAGGUACCCCUCAGGCGCCUCGGAUCAUCACAGGCCCGACGCCCGUCCUGCCUCCCAGCCUGCGCAACCCCGCCCCUGUCAACACGCCGACCCUCAUGCCUCUUAUUCGCCAGAUCCAGAGCUCAGCCCUCAUGCCGGGUGGCAAUCCGCACCCCACGCUGGUGCAGCAGGGGCCCGAAUCUGGAAUCAUUUACACACCCUACGAGUAUCCCUACACACUUACGCCCUCCAUAUUGGAAUACCCGAUUGACUCAACUGGAGUUUUAGGUAUGGCUUUCCCAACCAAAGGCUAAGCGAUAGCAACCCUUCCUAGCACACACACGGACUGGCUUGCAGACCCCGCCCCCCCCACAUACUUCAAACAGAGCAAACACUCAAAGUUUGCUCAUACUUUAGGAUGACAGAUUCCUCGACAGUCAUUCUGUAGUCAAGUGUCCAUUCCUGUUUAUUUCCUCUUCGUAUUAGUAAACUAGUGUUGUGGUGUGACAGCUAUUUAACUUUUUUUAAUAGUUCAGCUUCCGCUUGUAACUUUUAACACAUUUUAAUGAACCCAUAGAUAUUUUAGCACCGCUGUUUGUGAUUUAAUAUAUGUUAAAGCUUAUUUUAAUCACAGAGCUAUAGAGUGACUUUGCUACAGCUGAAAUUGAAUCUACUAGUGACGCUUAGUGAGAAAUUAGUGGUUUGGAUUAAUAUUUUCUUUAGAGAACAGAAGACCACAAAACAACAACAAUUCUGUCUCUUAGAAGCGAGAUGUUUUUACUUAUUUUCACCGUCAGCCUUGAACUUUUUGUAAAUUCCUGGUUUCAUUGAUGUUGGUGCCAUGGGUGGACUGUUUCAUGUCUUUCUGAUGAGUAACCUUCUGUGUUCUGUUUUGGCGAUGUCAAUGGCUGUUAGCAGGUGCCAUGACCACUAAGGUACGACGCCACGACAAGAGAAUCCAUCCUUACCAAAGGGUAGUGACCCCAGACAGAGGUUAGUUAGCUCACCAGCCACUUUAUGUGUGUGUGAGUGUGUGUGUGCGCGUAUGUGUAUGUAUGUGUGUGUGUGUGUGUGUGUUAGUGUGCGUGCAUGCAUGCAGACCAAUGGACCAAUUUCAGUUUACAUGUGUCUGUGAUAUGGCAUGCCUAAAAAAUAAAUAACUGUAUCAGGCGAAAAGGUCACAUGCUGAAGCAGCUUCGGUGUAAAAUGUGAAACAGUAUUUGUUGCAGUGAAAGUGAAAUAAGUGAGCAGAUUGGGAGGAACCAUGUUAGGGGUGACAGCUGCAGCGGUUAUCUUUGCUCGCCUGUUUGAUAAACUGGACGGCUUUCAGGCCGGGACCCUCUCAAUUAGAAUGGAUCACUCCGUUCAUGUGACUCGGUCCUUGUGACUCUGGAUUUGGAGUCCUCUCUCAGAAACUUUUUUUUUUAUCUCUUCACUACUACUUUUGACCCUACAAAUACCUGUGGGAAGUUUUAUUUAAACCCAACUUCAUUCCAGUAGAUUUCCACAAAUUUUUUUAUUAUUAUUAAUUAAAUCCUGUGUUGUGCCCAAUGACUAUAUGACAUUUAAAGUAACAGGGAUUGUCUGUUUCUGGAGGUCAUUCAAUUCAAUAUGAUCUUUGGUCUUUACUACUAAAACACAGCGUGUGAUAACUACUGAAGUCUGUGUUACAAGCUCUUUUGUAUGAAAUACUGUUGUUUGUGGUCUUAUCAGUCGCCCACUGGACUUGAUCAUUGGGGCUGUUUACAUCUUUCAUAUAUUUCCUAGCCAGAGUGGUGCUGUUACCAUGUAUUUAGCUGCAAAAUAAAUUUGUAUAUAGGGAUUUUAAGGAUUUAAGUGCUUAUAUGAAGCUUAUGGAACAAGAUUGCUUGGAAAUACUUGUAGUAUUUUUUUUUUAGUUUGUACAUUUUUAUUUUUGUUUUUACGUAUGCUUUUUAUAGAUGAAGUGUCUUCAUGUAAACUUCAAACUUUAUUCAAGGUGUGUAGCUACUACUGUUUUAGUCACCGCAGAGGUGGCAAUGAAGGCAGUGUUUUGCUCUUGUCUAUUUAAGAUGAGGUGACCUUCUCGAUUCACAGGCCUCGUGACUGUUUUAUGCAAUAGAAAUGGACUAGCUAGCUACAAUAUAUGUGUGUAUGUGAGCAUUGGUGCUCUUGUUGUACACGAUGGACAAAAAACACUAAAAGGCAAUAAAGAUGACUAUUGAAAAAAGCUCUAAA